UUCAACUUGAGGUCGUUUAGGGUAUAUCUGCAAGUGCCGAUAUUAUAAAGUCCAGCGACGUUUAUUUAUUUAAACCGUACAAAAUAUCAAACAACGUCAAUCUGUCUUAUUAAUUGAAUUAUUUUAUACUAUACACGUGUGUAUUGAUCUUGAAUGUGCAUACGUCAACCGAGGUUUUGUUGUACGUGUUUGAAAACACCAGACACUGACGGACGCUCCCUGGACUGCUUGAACAGUCCCGUCAUACCUCGCGUGGCCAACGGCUCUCCCAACCGAAAGCUCGCUCAAUGAAUCAUCGCCUCGGUUUACGCCGGUUGAUUUAGUGCGGUAUUUUGGAACAAGUCCGCUCGGGAAGGAUCAUUAAAACGCUCUUAUGCCACACACGUCGAUAUUAUUUAGUUCUUUUGACUAGGGCGGCCGAGCGUGCUUCCCUGGGCUCGCUUCCUAGGUUUCGGUCGGGGAGGGUAGGUAGGAGGGAGGGGGGGGGACUACGGCGCUGGUCCCGAGAGUCGAGAGAUGAUGGAGCUAGAGUCGGCCAGUAACAGGGGCGAACUGGGAGCUAUGGGAGACCCCUUGCAGCCGCAGACGCCCAGCAGACACGAAAAAAGCCUGGGACUUCUCACCGCUAAGUUUGUAACUUUGCUGCAGGAGGCGAAAGACGGAGUCCUGGACCUGAAAGCUGCUGCAGACACGUUGGCGGUGCGGCAGAAGCGGCGGAUCUACGACAUCACGAAUGUGCUGGAGGGAAUUGGACUCAUCGAGAAAAAGUCCAAGAACAGUAUCCAGUGGAAGGGCGUCGGUCCAGGUUGCAACACCAGGGAGAUAGCGGACAAGCUGAUUGAUCUGAAGGCAGAACUCGAUGAUCUGGCCAUCAGGGAACAUGAGCUGGACCAGCAGAGGGUCUGGGUGCAGCAGAGCAUCAAGAACGUCACCGACGACUCCAACAAUAGUCCUAUGGCGUAUGUCAAACACGAGGACCUCUGCGGAGCCUUCAAAGGCGACACCCUCCUAGCGAUACGCGCUCCCAUCGGUACGCAACUGGAGGUGCCCAUUCCGGAAGCUGUUUUGAACGGCCAAAGAAAAUACCAGAUCCGUCUGAAGAGUUCAUCUGGCCCCAUCGAGGUCUUACUCGUCAACAAGGACUCCUCCAGCGCCUCCCCGGUUGUUUUGCCCGUCCCGCCUCCAGACGACGUCCUUCAGAGCCUGCCGGCGCCGUCGCCGUCCUCCCAGGCGGUCCCUAAAGCGGUCCCAGAACCGCCGAAACCUGGUUCCGCCUCGCCGUCGGCCGUUGCAGCCAGCCACCCGACCUCAGUUACAGAAGUGACCAGCACCACGCCGCUCACGCCCACCACAGACCCCCCCCCGCCAUCCGCCAUCACUCAGCAACUUCAGUCGUCCGCCUCGUUGGACGGAUCGGUGUCGUCGUCUGCGUUUGAACCCAUCAAGUCUGACCCGUCUGAACUGCUGGACUUUCCCAAAGAGCUCUCAGAAAUGUUUGACCCAACGAAAGAGAUUAUGAGCGGAGAUUUGUUGGAGGACCUCAUGUCGUCAGAAGUGUUCUCGCCUCUCCUCCGCCUGUCCCCGCCACCCAGCGACCACGAAUACAUAUACAACCUGGAUGAGACAGAAGGCCUCUGCGACCUCUUUGACGUCCCCAUCCUUAACCUCUGACCUCCAAAGACGGCCACUCGCAAGCGCCGCAACCUCCUUCAAGCUCCGACAUUGAAGGUGAGCGGCGUACAAACGGCAUCGGCGUUCACAGACUCCGAUGAACAAGGAGCUUAGCGCCACCUUCACGCCCCCAUGAGGGACAACACAUUUUUAUUUUAAGCUUCUCCAAGAAUCAAAACAAACAAAAAAAAAAGCCCACAAAAUCUAUUUUUGGAUUCUUGUUUAUAUGUAAGUGUCACAUUAAUGUAUCAAGGAAUGAAUGUGUGUUGUGUGCAUACGACAUGCGUGUGUUUUGUAUGAUUGAGUCCGGUGUCUUCAGGAAGAACAAAAAGAAACCUUUUCCUAUCAGGUCCAGGGGUCACGGCGGACUAACGGAGCGCAGCCUUUAUCACCCACGGCGCCAUUCGGUCCAAACGCAGCCGGUUAAAUAUGCACUCUGUGUACAUAAAGAAUAUAUAUUUUUUGUCUUAGCGGCACACCUGUCAAUCAUCUCAUUUGUAACACGAGCAGAUAUGGUUGAAUUACAGUGGUGUGAAAAAGUGUUUGCUCCUUUCCUGAUUUUUUUUUUUUUUUUUUUGCAUGUUUGUCACAUCAAACUAAUUUUAGUUUUAGUUAAUGACAACACAAAUGAACCAACAUGGAUACCGUGUGUGUGAAAAAGUCAUUGCCCACGCCUGUAGGACCUCAGUAGGACCUGCCUGACAAAGAUGGUGAACCUUCCCAGGAGCGGCCGGCCAAACAUCUCAAAAGCGACGACUCAAAGAGGUCACAAAAGACCCCACAACAGCGUCCAAAGAACCGCAGGCCUCAGUUAAGGUCGGCGUUCAUGUCUUCAUAAGGAAGACACCAAGAAAAACAGCCAAGACCAAAACCGCUGAUGGUCCCCAACACCUUUUGGGGAAAUACUCUGUGGUCCGACCAGAUAAAAACUGAACUUUUUAGAAAGCGUGUGUUCCAUUACAUCUGGCGUACAAGUCAGAAAAAGAACGUCAUAGCAAACAGUAAAAUAUGGCGGCGGUAGUGCGAUGGUCUGGGUCUGAAUUGCUGUGUCAAUUGGACGACGAUCCAAAGCGCACCCAGCAAGUCCACCUCUGAGGAAAAAACUGUGGCCUGGUCCUGAGAGUCUGUGGCAUGACCUUAAAAAGGUGCUUUUUCCACACAUGGAGUCUUAAUAAAGUUUCAUUUAAAAACUGCAUUUUGUGUUCAGUUUUGUCGUUGACUAAUAUUUAUGUUUGUUUGAUGUCUGAAAUAAUGAAGUGUGACAAACAUGCAAAAAAAACAAAAAACACUUUUUCACACCACUGUAAGCUAGUCACUUGCGUAUUUGACCUCCUCAUACUUUAUGUAAGCUACAUAGAAUAGCAUUUUUAUCAGUUAGAUAUUUUAAAAGGACUGUGGCCUUUCAUUUGAGGCGAUACCGUGUAUGGAAUUUUUUUUUCCCCCAGAUCAUGAACGCAUCUUGUCUGGAUGUCCCUUACAUCAUCACAGUCAAAGAUGGCUUACUUAGUCCGUCAUCACCAGCCAGCCAUCCGUCCGUCAACGGAUCAGGCGUACUUUGGCACAACUUCAUGAGUCAAGUGUGUGUGUGUGUGUGUGUGUGUGUGUGAAAUGACUGGUCCCCAUGGCUGUUUUUUAACACGCAAUGUGUAUUUGCAUCGGAUGAAAUAAAGAUUAACACUGGUAUCUUUUUAAAUUGUGUCAUAUUUGUGUGACUU
Molecule: messenger RNA, 3386 nt
Organism: Doryrhamphus excisus (bluestripe pipefish)
Lineage: Eukaryota; Metazoa; Chordata; Actinopteri; Syngnathiformes; Syngnathidae
Gene: e2f4
Product: E2F transcription factor 4
Biological process (GO): regulation of transcription by RNA polymerase II
Cellular component (GO): RNA polymerase II transcription regulator complex
Molecular function (GO): DNA-binding transcription factor activity, RNA polymerase II-specific; protein dimerization activity; RNA polymerase II cis-regulatory region sequence-specific DNA binding
Source: RefSeq, a predicted model, not a curated record